Messenger RNA from Theobroma umbraticum, 1019 nucleotides. Its product is annotated as protein PLANT CADMIUM RESISTANCE 2-like. The record is from RefSeq and is a predicted model, not a curated record. NCBI's taxonomy places the organism in Eukaryota, Viridiplantae, Streptophyta, Magnoliopsida, Malvales, Malvaceae.
CAUAAAAACAUUCAUCCUAAUUCCAAACCAUUCAAGUGUCUAACUUCUUCUUCUUCCCAGAAAAUAUCCCUUUUGCAACGAUUGUUCCAUUGAAUUUGGUAUUACUAUAUUUUUGCAACAGUUUAAAGAUUGUUGUGAGUUGUGACAUCCUCUAGAAUAUUACUUUUUGUAUUCUUCACUGCAGCUAUAGCCAUGGCCUCCCUUUACCCAAGCGAUUAUGAAAAAUUUUCAGCUCCACCACCGCAGUUUGGCCAAGCUGCCUCCACCGGGAUUCCAGUCAGCUCCUCGAACCAAUUCUACACAGAGAGUUCUCAUAGCAACACCCUUAUUCAGACUAAAACUAGAGUCCCUUGGUCCUCGGGGCUCUGCGACUGCUCCUCUGACUGGAAAAAUUGUUGCAUAACAUGUUGGUGUCCUUGCGUCACCUUUGGCCAGAUUGCCGAGAUCGUUGAUAAAGGAUCUUCAUCUUGUGGUGUAAAUGGAGCACUUUACACGCUAAUCGCCUGCGUAACUGGGUGUACUUGUUGCUACUCAUGCUUUUACCGCUCCAAAAUGAGGCAGCAGUACAUGCUGAAGAAAAGCCCAUGCGGGGAUUGCCUUGUCCACUGCUUCUGUCAGUACUGCGCCUUGUGCCAAGAGUACCGUGAGCUCAAAACCCGCGGUUAUGACUUAUCCAUAGGGUGGCAUGGAAAUAUGGAAAAGCAUAAUCGUGAAGUGGCUAUGACUCCAAUGCCGCCGGUUGUGGAAUCAGGCAUGAGCAGAUGAAGUAAUAUCUGAGUGCCGAAUAACUGUCAUGUAAUUAUGUAUCAUGUCUUGGAAAUCACAACUGUCAUGUAAUUACAUGUUAUGUCUUGGAUAUUACUCUUAUGAUUUUAAGGUUUUUUCCCAGUUCUAUCGAUGAUUGUGUUGCGUAAGUCAUAUUCUAAGAAGUCUGAUGGUUGUACGUUGAGUUCCUAAGGUUUUCUCCUGCUUAGAAUUUAUAUAAAUAAUAAGUGAAACAAAUGAUGCAGAUUAUAAUA